This is a messenger RNA of Paramecium sonneborni, 1517 nucleotides long. NCBI's taxonomy places the organism in Eukaryota, Ciliophora, Oligohymenophorea, Peniculida, Parameciidae. The record is from the annotation of a GenBank genome assembly.
AUGCAAUAAGAGAAAGUCAGGAUUUAUUAAGGAAGAUUUGUACAAAAAGAAAAAUUAAACCAAGGUAUAUAAAAUGUUUGAUUUAAAAGGAUCUUUUGGAGUUGUUUAUAUUUGUCAUGAUAAAUUUACUAGAGAUUAUGUAGCCAUUAAAGUUGAAAAAGAAAAUAGUGAUUUAAUGAGUUUAGAAAGAGAAAUAUAGAUAAUAGAGGAAUUAAGAGGAAUAGUUGGUAUACAAAUUUAUUAUUAAUCUUCAGGAGUUCCAAAACUCUAUUGGUAUGGAAAUGAAUAUAAUUCAAAUUGUAUGGCUAUGCAAUUACUAGGAAAAGACUUGGCUCAUUUUUUAAAAAGAUUCAAAAAACUAUCAUUAAAAACCAUCUGUAACUUAGCUGAAUAGUUACUUACUAUCAUAGAAGAAGUUCAUAAAAGGUAUAUAAAUUUUUAUAUAAAAGAGGUGUUAUACAUAGAGAUAUUAAACCAGAAAAUAUUCUUAUGGGAAGAGGAACUGAUUCUCAAUAAGUUUAUUUAGUAGAUUAUGGCAUUUCUAAAAAAUAUCGAGUUAAUAAUUAACAUAUGUAAAUAUUUCUAUAAAUAUUUAGAUCAUUUUAAGAGAAUAAACCUUUCAUGGGAACUACUCGUUAUGCUAGUAUUUCAGCUCAUAAAGGCUAUGAAUUAUCCAGAAGAGAUGAUCUAGAAAGUCUUGGAUAUGUAUUCAUAUACUUAUUAAAAGGUAUCUCUUAAAUUUAAUGAUAGGAAAUUUACCAUGGUAAAAUAUCACUUCUUCUUCAGAUAGAGAAAAAACAAAGCUAGUUGGUAAAUUAAAAAUGGAAAUAGAAAUGAGAGAAUUAUGUAAAGGUCUUCCACUUGAAUUCUAAAAAUAUAUGGAUUAUGUAUAGAAAUUGAAAUUCUAAACAACUCCAGAUUACAAAUACUUAUUUUAAUUAUUCUAAAAGAUUGCUUCCUAAAAUGGAUUCAAUUUAGAUCGAAAAUUUGAUUGGAAUGAUAAUUAAACUAGUUCUACCAAAUCAUCAGAUUAAGCAUAAUAAUCUUUUAAUGAUAUUGACAUUUCAAAUUUAUAGGGUGAUUAUCUAAAAAUACCUGAUCUAAAAAGAAGUGAAAAAAAGAAAUCAUUUUAAGCUAUAGAAUAAUUUAGUUCGUAAUAAUCAUCUGUUGUAUUAAAUUACGUUCCAUCAGUUGUAUCCAAAAUUAAUAGUCGAUUAAAAGAUAGUCAUUAUCAAAGAUCCCGACAAAAUUCAAAAAAUUCUUUCUCUAGAGAAUCCUCAUUAAUUAGAUAGCCUAUUGGUCAAAGAUUAUAAGGAUAAAUAUUUAAAAAUGGUGAAUUUAGAGAUUUAGAGGAUAGAGAAAAAUACUAAAAUAAAGAUAAAAAUAAAAAAAAAAAAUAAACUAUUAAUUUUGAUGAUUUUGAUGAUUUCGACGAUUAAUUAAAUGAUGAUGUUGGAAUCUAAGGUAAAGUAGGAAUAAUAAAUGUUCAUUUUAAAGAACAUCUAUCAAAAUAAUGA